CCCAUCCAUUUUAUUUUUGAGAUACAUGUCGAACUUUGUGCAUUCUUCAUGGCUUGUUACUUGUAUACACUCGCACAAAAGAGUUCCAAGUUCUCGUUGCACUGUUAUCAUUUUCUCUGAAGAGAAACAAGGUACCAAAAAGAAAACUACACGAAAGCCUUGGCCUUUUGGUCGUUUUGUGAAAACUUUUCUGUUUUUCAACCCAAUUGCCCGAGCUUUUUCACAAGAAGUUGCCGUUAGUGGAAGCCUACCCGAUCCUGGUGUUCGAGUACGCUCUCUUCGACUCCAAUUAUUGACCCGUUUAGAGAAAGAUAUGUCACCUUUAUCUGGAAGAGUUGUACUUGUCAUUGGUGCAACAGGUCGUGUAGGUCGUCAAUUGAUAGUCAAGUUACAACACAGUGGUUGUAAAGUUCGAGCCUUGGUAAGAGAUGAAAAUCGAGCUAUUGCUAUUCUAAAAGAAGAAGGUGCACAAGUCGACAAGUUGGAGUUGAUAACUGGUGAUCUACAUAGUCUUGUUCCUGAACAUUUUCGUCUUGUUUAUGCAGUCUUUUGUGUAAUGGGUGUUGCCCUACAACCCAAUACUUUUUCAACUAGCUCUGCUCCCAAUGCCAUGAGUUCUGUUGAUUCAAAUGCAGAGUGGAAACUUUAUACAGAGCUAGUAGAAUACGAAGGAGUAAAGAAUCUCGUUAGUUUUGCGCAACAAUAUUUGGAAGAUGCAGUGCCUGUAGAGAAACAGGAUGUGGAAUAUCUUGAUAUAUUCCCUUUUCGUCCUCCAGCAUCAAAUAUUCCUCGGUUAUGGGGUCCUGUAGAUGAUGUAGUUAUGGGAGGUGUAAGUCAAAGCAAAAUAGAAUUGUCUUCAAGUGGAGAUUCUGUCAUAUUUAGUGGACAGGUGUCUACAGAUAACUUUGGUGGUUUUGCAAGUGUCAAGACCAUUCCUUUUGAAACUCCACUCGAUUUGAGUGGCUAUGAUGGAAUCUAUUUACGUCUAUUGGGUGAUGGAAGGCGUUACAAAUUUAUUAUUCGGUGUGAUAAAAAGUGGGAUGGCAUUGCCUAUAUUUGUUCAAUGGAUACUGUUGCUUCAAUAUGGAAGGAAUGCUAUUUACCAUUUUCUCAAUUUCGUCCAGUUUUUCGUGCGAAAACCAUAACUCCGAUAUCACCUUUGGAUCCCACUACCAUUUAUUCCUUUCAGUUGAUGUAUUCGAAAUUUGAAUAUGAUGAAAAGUUGAAUCCCAGUUUUCAAGAAGGACCAUUUUCUCUAGAAUUGAAAGAUAUCUAUGCCUAUCGCCAUAAUGAAUUGGGUACUAAAACUCCACAGUUUGUAUACUUGAGUGCUGCAUUAGUAAGUCAUUUAACCCAUCAUAUGUCGUUGCCUUCUUCUCUACCUGCCAAGUCACAGAUGGAGUAUCUUUUAUCCUGCAAAUAUCGCGCUGAGCAAGUCAUUCGUUCAUCCACUCUUCGAUACACCAUCGUUCGUCCUUGUGCAAUGUAUGAUGGAAAAGGUAAAGGUUGUAACUAUUUAUGUAUUGAUCAACAAGGAGGAGGUCGACUGACUGGAACUAUUAGCAGACAAGAUGUUGCUGACGUUUGUUUUCACACUCUUUUCUGUAAACGUACGAGCAAAACUACUUUCCAAAUAUCUGAAAACCCUAAUGGAGCCAAUUCUUGUGUCGAUUAUUUUGGUUUAUUUUCUCAACUCGGUUUCAAAAGGGGAAGAAGAAAUGGACAAGUUAUGAAUUUCGACGCACUCACGUUGUAUUAUGAACCUGGCUCUCCUCCUUGUAGAGCAGUUCUUAUGUUUCUUUUAGAAAAUGGCAUACCACAUAAAAUACACCGUAUCAAAUUGUUUGAAAAGGACCACUUGAAACCUGAAUACCAAUCCAUCAAUCCUUUCCAAAAAGUCCCUGCCAUUCAAGACGGAGAUGGUUUCUUUUUAGCUGAAAGUCAUGCUAUUUUGAAAUAUCUUUUUCGUACUCGUGCCAGUAUGAUACAAGAACACUGGUAUCCUUCAGAUCCUCAAAAGAGAGCAAAGAUAGAUGAACUGUUGGAUUGGCACCACUCUAGCUUAUCAUGGAGUACCAAGUUGACAGUUUGGAAUGCAGUUAUGGUAGCCAAAUUUAUGAAUCAACCUCAGUCGGUGAGCAUACCUGUCGUUGAGUUUGCUGUUGGUCAAAUGAAAAAGUCUUUGAGCACUUUGGAGUCCAUUCUCGGAAAUGGACCUUUUGUCAUAAAGGGCAUGGAGCAGCCUAGUAUUGCUGACCUUUCCUUGUUUGUAGAAAUAGAGAAUUUACGCUUACUUCCAUCCCAUGUGUUGUAUUAUAUUAUCCAAUCGAAAAGCAACAAUAGUUAUCUUUCUUCUUCUCCUGCAUGUUACUUUUCGUUAUCCGAAUAUCCUCAUAUAUGUCAAUGGUUGGAUAGGAUGAAGCGUUUGAAAAGUUAUUCUUCGGUACAUCAGUCUUUUGAAAAGGUGGUUGCCAUGUUACAAAAGACGAUGAUGAACAAUGGCUAUGCGAAAAUAUAAAAUGCUUUUGUUUGCACACAUCUUAUUUAUUACCAAACUGAUAAGGCAUCGUUUGUUUGGACAUUUCUUGUUGAACUUGAGCAAUAAUAGGUCUCCAAAUGCGUACUCGAGUGUUGAUAAACC
This is a messenger RNA of Galdieria sulphuraria, 2641 nucleotides long. RefSeq lists its product as uncharacterized. The coding region runs from base 26 to 2518 and encodes 830 amino acids. The record is from RefSeq and is a predicted model, not a curated record. Lineage: Eukaryota; Rhodophyta; Bangiophyceae; Galdieriales; Galdieriaceae. The transcript has 6 exons.